GGGGAUGGCAAAUCAAACAUACAUACACAGUACAUACAUACAUAUAUAGCAUAUAUAUAUAUGGGGGUGGUAAGUGUAUGUACUAUGCAUGUGCAAAUGCACGAAUGGAAACAAGGAUGGAUGGGGAGAGGAUUAGCAGUACUUUGGGAUUUGGAGAGGAAAUUACUUUGGGGAGGGGAGAUUUCGCUAUUGGGGUGUGUAUGUAUGUAUGUAUGUAUGUAUGUGUCCGGAACAAGGUAAGUAAUUUUGGGCUAUGAAGAUAGAUGGUGAUGGAUGGUAU
Aspergillus eucalypticola CBS 122712 is the source of this 280-nucleotide messenger RNA. RefSeq lists its product as uncharacterized. The record is from RefSeq and is a predicted model, not a curated record. The transcript has a single exon. NCBI's taxonomy places the organism in Eukaryota, Fungi, Ascomycota, Eurotiomycetes, Eurotiales, Aspergillaceae. The coding region runs from base 61 to 240 and encodes 59 amino acids.